AUGGAAACCACUGAGCAGGAGGAGCAAGCUCCACAGGUGGAGGGCGCCUCGACACAAAAGUCCAAAGCUCGUCCAGAUCAUUUGAUGAAGCGCGUCUCGAGAGCAUGCUUGCAUUGCCGCCAGCGCAAAUCCAAAUGUGAUCUAGAUGCCAGCGGUAGCCCGGGCGUACCGCCGUGUCAGCGAUGUAUCCGAGACCGUCGCGAAUGUGUCUUGGGCGGUUCGAAUCGUGGAGGACGACGCAUUCGCAAGAAUAAGAUCAAGAACUUUACUCCAAAUACGAACCCACCGGCUCAGAAGACUCCGGAGGUGCAAUCCACGAGCCCAUCUAACUUGGAAAACCUACCACCGCCAUCCAACACAUAUCCAGGCCCCGUUGUCUUCGUGCCGUCCAACCCUCCCGCCCCGACUGUAGUAACCACGACUUCAGUAUCCGUCGAUGAUGAAGAUGCGGCAUCUAUCGGCUCAGUACCUCGAAAUCCUUCAGACGCAUGGCAGUGUCUGACUGACAUUGCGAAACGAGGCACGGAUGGUCCCAGUCCUGCGACUACCGAUUCUCAUCGAGCCGGGUCGGGCGGGUACACUUUCAGUGCACUCCAGAGUGGCGACCCGAUGAGCUUUCAGGCAAAGACUGGUAUCAAGGCGUAUAGGCUAGUGCAGUCGCGGUCUCUGGACCCGGGAACAGUUUGGCAGCUGGUUGCUCGCUAUGCUGAGAACUUCCAUCCAUACCUACCGAUUGUUCCGCGAAAGUACUUUCAGCGCAAUGCCUUGGACGCAUUCGCCAAUAACGAGAAACAUCUUCUCACAGCUGUGCUUACGAUAGCCUCGAAGGAUCUGGUCGAGCGACCAGAGAUUCAUGAGUACUGCUCCAAAUACAUGCAUGAGCUGAUCUCCGGGAUUGCCGCCGGGGCCGAUUGCGACGUGGAGGCUGUCGAAGCAUUACUCCUACUGGCCGAAUGGGAACCUCAGGGAUUACGACCGCGGAUCGAGCGCGUUGGUCGUGGCGAGGAAGAUCGAGCCGCCUGGAUGCAUGUCGGACUUGCGCUACGCUCAGGCUACUUCCUGGGAUUGGACAGGACAUCAUUUCGAAGCGACCCUACUGGAGACACAGAAAUAGAAGCCCGCAGACGAUUAGCGUGGACUUCCUGUUAUAUCUCGGACCGAUUAAUCUCCGUAAGAAUCGGACGUGCAUUCUGGUCGCGGGGCCCAGGGCCAAUGACUGGUCUCGUCAGCCAGGACUUCCCGUCCCUUCAGCCAGUCAAGGAAGGAGAUGAGGACUAUGCGCAGAUCUUCCAAGCGUUGUUGGAUCUCACCCAACUCUACGGAAAUGUACAGGAGGUUCUCUAUUCGGGAAUGCGGACGAGUAACCAGAUGAUGCUGAUGGGUGAUUAUGUAAAAUAUGUGGAUGAUUUCCGGCUUGCAAUCUUGCGCUGGAAAUCGCGAUGGGGCUCGCUGAAAUGCUCGCCUGCCAUGCAAACCACGCUACAGCUAUCAUACGAGUAUCUCAGACUUUACACGAAUGCGUUCGCGUUUCAGGCUGCAAUUUCGCAGUCAUUAUCGAAGCAAAAGAACGACGGUCACUCGCAGAGAGAGCACCUCCGAGCGACAUUCGGCAAUGUUGCUUCGAUGCCGGACGCGCGAUUCAUCAUUGAAUCGCUAGACGCUGCAAAGGCAUACCUGACUAUCCUGGUGGAGAACGUCGACCCUGAGAAGCAUCUGCAUUUCAUGCCCCUCCGCUUCUACCUAUACGGCAUUUAUGCCGCAGUUUUCCUGUACAAGGCCCGGUCAUUCGGCGUCAUGCUACCCACCGAGGAAAUGAGCGUCCGCGGACUCGUCAGUCGAACCACCGAAGUGCUAAACCGAGCCAGCGCAGGGUCAGACGAUAUUGGCGCCCGCUAUUCGCGACUUCUCGAACUCUUAUGGCGCUCCAAACCAACCGCGCCGGCCUCUCCCGCGGGAACCCAACAGAGCAACGAUAUCCUAAUGCAAAACACCAACCCUCUGCAGUGCAUGCCUGACCAAGGCGGGUACGUGCACUUUAGCCCUGCAAACGAUUUCUCCUGGCUAGAUCUCGAAGCAGUCGGCGAUUAUGUCUCUGGGGACCCCAACACGCUCUCGUUGGAGGGAUUCCAGAGUCUGUAUCAAACCGGCUCCGAUAGAUCAUGGCAGACCCCUAUGUGGUCUGGAGAUAUGAGCAGUACUCUUCUGUUCUAG
Messenger RNA from Aspergillus calidoustus, 2211 nucleotides. The record is from the annotation of a GenBank genome assembly. NCBI's taxonomy places the organism in Eukaryota, Fungi, Ascomycota, Eurotiomycetes, Eurotiales, Aspergillaceae.